AUGGCUCCCUCCACGUUGACCAUCCACCACCUCCAACGCAGCCAAUCCGAGCGCAUCCUAUGGCUGCUGGAAGAGCUCUCCAUUCCCUACAACCUAGAGCUCUACCAACGCAGCCCACUACUUGCCCCAACCUCCCUCAAGAAAUUAACACCGCAAGGCUCCGCGCCCGUCCUCGCAGAAGGCGACCUCCUCCUCUCCGAAUCAAUGGCCAUCGCAACCUACAUCCUAACCAAGCACGCACCGCCCUCAUCCAACAACAACAACAACAACACCCUGACCAUACCACCCGAAGACCCGGGCUACGCAACCUAUCUCUACUGGCUGUACUUCAUCCUGACCUCGCUGCAGCCCGCCGGCAGCACCUGCAUGUUCGUGUACUUCGACCCGAACAUCGCCAACGACGCGCCCGGCCGCAGCUUCCCGCGCCAGCGCUUCCAGAAGCAGGUCACCCUCGUCGAGCAACGGCUGGCCGAGGCCCCAUUUUUGGCGGGUGAUCGCUUCACCCUUGUUGAUGUUAUGGCUCUCUGGUGCUUUACUACUCAGCGCACGUUCUUGCCCUGGAGCUUGGCGCCGUAUCCUAAUAUCCAGGCCUACGUGGGCCGUUUGACGGAUCGCCCGGCUUAUAAGCGGGCUAUGGAUAAGGGGGACCAUGGGCUGCCGAUUUUGAAUGGGGUGGAACCUGGUGAGAAGAAGGCUGUGUUUUGA
Molecule: messenger RNA, 705 nt
Organism: Penicillium alfredii
Lineage: Eukaryota; Fungi; Ascomycota; Eurotiomycetes; Eurotiales; Aspergillaceae
Product: glutathione S-transferase family protein
Exons: 1
Coding region: 1-705 (234 amino acids)
Source: RefSeq, a predicted model, not a curated record